Molecule: messenger RNA, 927 nt
Organism: Culex quinquefasciatus (southern house mosquito)
Lineage: Eukaryota; Metazoa; Arthropoda; Insecta; Diptera; Culicidae
Product: serine-aspartate repeat-containing protein D
Exons: 2
Coding region: 1-927 (308 amino acids)
Source: RefSeq, a predicted model, not a curated record
AUGCAAAGUGUAAUUCUACUAUUCCUCCUAAUUGGUCCAGCUUUACUGACAAAAGUUCCCAUCGGGUGUGUGACGAUCAAAAACGUAGAAUCGGGAAAGUAUCUUGCCGGGGAUUUCAAGCAGAAAAACAACUUUCGCUACAUCGGUGGAAGGGAGAACGAAAGCGAAAAAGAGUUUUGGAAGGUCGAGAAAUGUGACGGCGAUUACACGCUGUUCAACACCAAUAUCAGCCAGUUUAUGAUGACGGAAGCAGUGGAAAUCGGCGGGGAGCGUGCUGUCUACACCGUCGGGGCGGAUGUUUAUGUGCACACGAAAAAGUGGAAAAUUAUACCCCAAGGAGAGCAUUUCUGCAUCAGCAAUGUGAAGAACCCGGGUUGUUUGUUUUUGGGAUCAUUUAGCCAUACCUAUUCAAAGGAAAAUUGUCAGGACUGCAAGGAGGAUCAGUACAAGUGGGAGCUUGCGUCGUGUGAACCGGUUGAAUACACGCAAAACUGCCCUGCCUAUUUUUACUCUGACUCUGACUCUGACUGUGACUGUGACUGUGACUGUGACUGUGAUUGUGACUCGGACUCGGACUCGGACUCGGACUCGGACUCGGACUCGGACUCGGACUCGGACUCGGACUCGGACUCGGACUCGGACUCGGACUCGGACUCGGACUCGGACUCGGACUCGGACUCGGACUCGGACUCGGACUCGGACUCGGACUCGGACUCAGACUCGGACUCGGACUCGGACUCGGACUCGGACUCGGACUCGGACUCGGACUCGGACUCGGACUCGGACUCGGACUCGGACUCGGACUCGGACUCGGACUCGGACUCGAACUCGGACUCGGACUCGGACUCGGACUCGGACUCGGACUCGGACUCUGGCUUUGACUUUGAAACGCCCUUUGAAAACAAACAUAGAAACAAGUGUUGCUAG